Funneliformis mosseae is the source of this 363-nucleotide messenger RNA. Lineage: Eukaryota; Fungi; Glomeromycota; Glomeromycetes; Glomerales; Glomeraceae. The record is from the annotation of a GenBank genome assembly.
AUGUUAAACAUACAGAGAAAUAUACAAAACAGCAAUCCCGGGAAUCCCGGUAGAAAUCCAAUUAUUGAAUUUAAUAAUCUACUUGCAAUUAUCAACAGAAAUGUAAUCUUCCCCAAUCAGAUUCAAAAUCCAGCCAGAUUCGUUACACUUUUAAAUAAUAAUAGUCGACGUUCAAGACGUUGCUAUAAAGGCUUCGAUUUAUGUUGCGUCGUUGUUGGGGAAGAGGCUAGAAAUCAUAACGUGACGAAUCAGAUCGUAGUUAGACGUGUUGCUAAUGCAUUAUGGAGGAACAGUAACGUGAAUGAUAAAAGACGUUAUUGCAUCCUUGCUCGUUUGAUUAACAACGAGUUACAGAGAUUAUAA